AUGAAAUUUGCCGCUAAACUCCGAAAGUUUUGGAAUAUGAGAAACGGGACUCAGAAAUGUGAUGGAAUCCGACGUGGUAGGCCCAGAGCAGAUACUGUCCGUGAUUUAAUAAAUGAAGGAGAGCAUUCAUCCAGCAGAAUCCGUUGUAACAUCUGUAAUAGGGUGUUUCCACGGGAGAAAUCACUCCAGGCUCACAAAAGGACUCAUACAGGUGAGAGGCCCUAUCUGUGUGACUAUCCAGACUGUGGAAAAGCCUUUGUUCAAAGUGGACAGCUCAAGACACAUCAGCGUCUCCACACCGGAGAGAAGCCGUUCGUCUGUUCAGAAAAUGGCUGCCUGAGCAGAUUCACCCAUGCAAACCGCCACUGUCCGAAGCACCCCUACGCCAGGCUGAAGAGAGAGGAGCCCACGGACACACUCAGCAAACAUCAGGCUGCCGACAACAAGGCCGCGGCCGAGUGGCUGGCGAGGUAUUGGGAAAUGAGAGAACAGCGCACCCCCACCUUGAAAGGCAAGCUGGUUCAGAAGGCUGAUCAGGAGCAGCAGGACCCUCUGGAAUACCUUCAGUCUGAUGAGGAGGAUGACGAGAAGAGAGGGGCCCAGCGCCGGCUGCAGGAGCAGCGGGAGCGCCUGCACGGAGCCCUCGCGCUCAUAGAGCUUGCCAACCUGACUGGGGCACCACUCCGACAGUAGCCUGGACACUGACUCUUCCACUGUACAAAAGUACUGCCCAGCGUACUUAAAAAGUAGAUCCUUGGGCAUAAGCUAAGCACCUUAUUUGCUUAUCAUAGGCUGCUAUUCUGUAGAAAUGUAUGAAGAAUGUUAUUGCCCCAGAAUAUGGGGUGAGAGAGAAAUGCACUUUUUUUAUAUGGAAAUGAAUUUGUUGUAAAGUUUAAAAUAUUUUGUAAAUAUGGAUUGCACAGUACAGGGUAGAAAACUACAUAUUGUGGGAAGCUAGAUUUUGCAAGUUUAAUGCAUUCAUUGGAAGCAGUUCUCACAGGAAGCACUUUCUGAAUAAGACACUUGUUUGAAAAACGGAAUGGUACAAAUAGCCAAAGAAAGUUGAAACAGAUUAUUUAUAAGAUCAUUUUUAACAAUAUAUAUUAGUAUGUUUAACAAUACUGUAAACACUGAAGCAAGCAAGAAAGUAUAAAAUAUGUAAGAUAGAUAAUUUUAAUUGCAAAAUACUGUGCCCAGUAAGGCUAGAGAAAUGGGGGGCUGACUAUUUUGGAAGAUGUUCUAAGUAAUGGACUUAGAAGAAAAUAGGUAUUUGAGGAUCUUGGUAAGAUGCACAAUAGGUCAGAGUUUUUGAAAUUGGAGCAAAAUCAGUCUUAUUCUAUCUUUCUGGGGCUUUACAACUCAGUAUAAUGUUUAAGUUUGAAAAGCACUUGUCAUCCCUAGCAUGAUAACUUGGGAACUUUUGCACAUUUCAUAUUUCUCAUUUGCUGAAAUUGAGUGAUUAAUCUUGCAAAGUCUAGGUAACAUAGUAAUUGGUAAUUUUAAAAAUACCUAUUAAGGGCCCUGUAAUGAGAUUUGGCACUUGGAUUUUUACUAAAGGGACACCUACAGGGUUGUUUUGUAGUGAAAUGUUUUAGAUCUUUUAUUAGCAAACACUACAUUUUAAUUUUACUGCUUGUUUAGAAUUAUUAGCAAAUGGAAGCCUCCAUAUUUAUAUUUUCAGUGCAUAAAGCCACCUUCUUGCUUUACUUCAGAGUAACAUGCCAGGCUAUUUUGUGUUCACUAAAUUUAGCUAUCAGUUAAACACUGCAGAAAAUAUUAGCAACUCAAAUAAGUAGGCUUCUGAAAUAGUUUUAACUGCAAGUGUGUUAACUUGUGUGGUGGUUUUAAGCCGUUUUUCCAAAUAAAGUUAUUAAACACCACUUUAUGUACUGAAGCAUGAACAGAAAAAUCAAGAGCUGAGCAGAACACCUCGUUUAUGUAGGCAAAACUUCCAUCAUUUUGGCUUUUGUUCUAAACAGAACUAAAUGACAUGCAUAGCAUGGUAAUUUACAGAUUGCUUAAUUGGAGUAAAACUCAGAGUAAUAGAGGGAAAUACAGGCUCUUCAGUGCCUUUUUAGCUUUUUUGAGUUGAAGGGGUUCCUACAGAUGUAGUUUAAACAUUAGAAAGUAGGCUUCUUUAUCCAAAAAUCCCGAUGUGUCAUAGUACACAGAUAGUUUAAAAUAUGUAGCCACGGGGAAGGGGAGGCAUGUAAAUGUCUUGAAGAGGAGAAAAAGUAUGAAAGAAGAUACGAUAGUUACAAAUAAUGUGUAUGACGAGGACAUACUUUAAAAAUGUAAUUCCUCUGUACAGUAAAUUGCAAAUCUUUAGGGAUUUUUUUGUAAUAAGAGAAUUUAUAUUUGUAAUGGUCUAAGAAUUUUGUUUGUAAUGUGGUAUAUAGAAUUUUAAUUUGGAGCACUUACAAGCUGGUAAGAGAGACUAUAGCAUCUGAAUUAUCUUGGUUUAUGUUUCAGCAUUUUGUCUAGAAUGUUUGCUCUCAAAUAUGUGAUUUAAUGAACUAAAAACAACACUUAUCAGUCUUGGGAAAUUUGAACUUUGAUCAACUUAACUAAAGAAGGAAGGGUAGUAAGAAUUUUUCAAAUACAAAUAUUUGCCAGUUCACAGAUGAUAACAUUUAAAGCCUUCAAAAGAAAGGGUUUUCCUUGUUUCUCCAGUCAGCUUUUGUCAACUCUAAUAGUUUUUUCAUAAACAUUUUUUAUUUGUAUAAUUGCAACAGUUUAAGAAAUUAUUACACCUAUUUACCAUAGAAACAUUUAAAAUGUUCUUUUUUGAUAUAAGCUAUAUUCUUGGGAAAAUACAUUGGUAUCUAAAAUUUGAGGUGUGUUAAGACUGCUUUUUGUUUUAAAAAAUGUGGUUUACAUUCAAAUUUUUGAAGUGUUUUAUGCUUCAUAUGGCUGAGUUGUAGUUUGGCAGAGUUAACAGCAUAAGAAUAAACAUGCUGUAAUUUUAAAAGAUGCUUUGAAUAAAAAUUUAUUUUAAUUUAAAA
This is a messenger RNA of Mandrillus leucophaeus (drill), 3005 nucleotides long. RefSeq names its product zinc finger protein 367 (gene ZNF367). The transcript is spliced from 5 exons. Gene Ontology annotation, biological process: homophilic cell-cell adhesion. Gene Ontology annotation, molecular function: ionotropic glutamate receptor binding. Gene Ontology annotation, cellular component: cell-cell junction. Bases 1 to 693 code for a protein of 230 amino acids. NCBI's taxonomy places the organism in Eukaryota, Metazoa, Chordata, Mammalia, Primates, Cercopithecidae. The record is from RefSeq and is a predicted model, not a curated record.